AUGAUAACUGUUACCCAUGCUAUAAAACAACGAUUUCCUGAUGUUUUGGUCAUCCCUGUUUUGGGUAAUUAUGAUAUGGAAGGCGCUAUUUCAUUUCCUGAUGAUGCAGAACAAUUAGGGAUGUAUCGAGAUAUUUAUUAUCUUUGGGAGGGAUGGAUUGGCGAUGAACCUGGGGAAACUUUUUUGCGUGGUGGAUAUUAUUAUUUUAAAUCUCCAUUGGACGGAUCUGAAUAUUUAGUUUUAAACACAAAUAUUUAUUACAUAAUGAACAGUGCAAUUAAAGAUUUUACAAAUCCAGAAGACCCAACUGGCCAAUUUAAAUUUAUUGAAAGACAUUUGGCUGAAAUUAAAUCAAAAAAUGGAAAAAUAAAUAUUGUUGGACACGUUCCGCCUGGGGGUAGUAUUUAUGGUUACUGGUGCCAUUCCCCCCUCUGAUUUUUAGAACAUAAAGUCCGGUAAAGGGUGUGUGUGAGCCUAAUUCCUGUUGAACCUAUUGCAAUUGGAAGCAGUGGUAUUACACUCAACGUUGGCAUACUUUCUAAUUGCUGAAGCUGUUGACUCACAAGAAGAGAGUGGAAAGG
This is a messenger RNA of Meloidogyne enterolobii, 581 nucleotides long. The record is from the annotation of a GenBank genome assembly. NCBI's taxonomy places the organism in Eukaryota, Metazoa, Nematoda, Chromadorea, Rhabditida, Meloidogynidae.